UUCCCUCACUGUCAAUCAAAAUAGAAAAAAAUCGACCCGAAUUCACCGAUCAACACAAGCCCGCCUUUGAUAAAAGAUAAUAAUGUUCGGAGUUUAGUUGAUCAGAUAAUCUUUCGAUUAUUACAAUUCACGAUAUGACUGGUACAUAACAUUUAACCCAUCGAAGCAUACAACCAACCGCGCCAGAGCAACGUUUGAAACAAGAGGAAAUGGCUACCGCGGACGUGGAAGGCAGUCAAAGCGAAUUCCUACAGCACGGCGGAGCCUCGGAAAACCAGACCACAGACAUGACCGCCAUCCAGCUAACAAGUUCAGACCGUUGGGAGUUGUUAACCCCGGUCUCGACCGGGAAGGAUGCGCAGCAGGGAGUCGUCCACAUUCCUAACUCUGGCAUGAUGACCUCUAACGGCCAGUAUGUUCUCCCUAUCGGGAACAUGGACAGUCAGCCCAUCUACGUCACAGCAUCUGGCAACGACGGCUCAGCCAACGGAGUGUCCAGCAUACAAUACCAGAUCCACAACUCAGAUGGAACUCUGGCAGGCUUCUCUGCGCAGGGAUUGGACGAUGGCUCGGGCCAAAUCCAGCUCAUCCAGGACGGUAGCCACGGCAAUAUCGGAAUCAGCAUCGCCACGACGACAACCUCUGACCUCCUAACGCAGGCCGGGCAUAUGCAGCAGAUUCAGGGCGUGUCAUUGGCCGGGGGCACGACCUAUAGCGGCGCGGUUCCCAUGGGGCUGUCGGGGGGUAACAUAACUUUCCUCCCUAUCAACAGCAUAGACCUCGAAUCACUAGGGCUUGCCGGCGCUCAGACGGUUCCCAUAGCAACGACGACCGACGGUCAGCUGAUCAUGGGCUCCCAAGCGCUGGAGGGGCAGGAAGGUGCAGCCAAACAGCUAGCGACCCUAGUUAGUGAAGCUAACGGUAACACAGACCUCUAUGUGCCAACAACCUCAUCAUCCCAGCUGCCUGAGACCAUCGACGGGACCGGGGUUCUGACCCAAGCUACUGCCGUGUCUGCCGGGGUUUCAGACCCAUCCUCAGAGAACUACAACUCACACAACCACCUGCAGCAAAUACAGGUGUCCACCUCUCAUGCCUCGUCCCUCUCGCAGCCCAUCCUACAGCUGUCGGGGGACAACCAGGGGGCUCAGGGACAGGAUCUAUCCCAGUCUGGGCAGACGCUCCAGAGUGUCCAGCUCGUCAACCCUGGAACCUUCCUCAUCCAGGCCCAGACAGUCACUGCUUCGGGACAGAUACAGUGGCAGACCUUCCAGGUCCAAGGGGUCCAGUCUCUGCAGGGCCUCCAGCUCCCCCAGGUCCAGGGGGGCCAGCAGCUGACUCUGGCCCCAGUCCAGGGCCUCUCUAUGGGUCAGGGAGGAUCCAUCACCCUGCCUAACCUCCAGACUGUUACAGUCAACUCUAUAGGACAGCCAGGGAUACAAUACACACAGGGAGAGGAGGCCGGCAGUCCUGCAGACAUCCAGAUAAAGGAGGAGCCAGACUCUGAAGAGUGGCAGCUGAGUGGUGACUCCACCCUCAACCCCAGUGACAUCAACAACCUGCGUGUCCAGAUGGAUGACGAAGACAUGGACAUGUCCACUGGGGAGGGCAAGAGGUUGAGGAGAGUCGCCUGCACCUGUCCCAACUGUAAAGAGGCUGGAGGGAGAGGGUUGAGUCUUGGUAAGAAGAAGCAGCAUAUCUGUCACAUCGUGGGCUGUGGGAAGGUGUACGGUAAGACUUCUCACCUCAGGGCUCACCUCAGAUGGCACAGCGGAGAACGGCCCUUCGUCUGCAACUGGAUGUUCUGUGGCAAGCGGUUUACCCGGAGUGACGAGCUACAGAGACACAGACGGACACACACGGGAGAGAAGAAGUUUGUGUGCGCACAGUGUUCAAAGAGAUUCAUGCGUAGCGACCAUCUGGCCAAACAUAUAAAGACUCACCAGAAUAAAAAAGGUGUGGCUUCCUCCUCAUUGUCUCCGCCCCCCAGCGACACCAUCAUCACCGCAGACGGAACCACCCUCAUCCUUCAAUCAGCUGCUGGUGCCCAUGACCUCCUAGGCAAUCAGGAGAUCCCACUGCAGCUGGUCACCGUGGCGCCCGGUGAGGUCAUGGAAUGAGGGCGUGGCUUAUAGACUGGCCAAUAAACAGGGACCGUGUGGGCUUUUCUCUCCCAUUUUUUUUUUAUAUAUGAAUAUAUAUAUAUACGUAAAUAUAUAUGACAAAUAUAUAUAUAUUUUAAGUAAGAGUUAUCAUGACUUUAUGUUUUUUAUUUGCAGUCUUUUUAUAGGCAGGCAAACAAAUGACAUUCAAUGUUGUCUCUAUGUACACACAAACAAAGAUGCACACACACUCUCGCAAACAUGAAUACUCACUACGAAAUGCCUUAUUUUGUAUCAUACUGUUGUAUAAAAUGCUGGAGAUGCAUGUGUUUUUUAAGCUUUUGCAGAUCAUGUAAUUGUGUUAGGACGCAAGGAAUAGGAAAAGUGUAGUAGCCCUCUCUCUAGAGCGAUUGACUAUAUUGAAUCAUCAAUCGCUUUCUCUAGAGUGGGUGUUUGUGUAUUGAGAGACUACAUGUGGCUUCAUUAACUCUUCACCUGAAACGACAGGCAUAACACCCUUUUAAGACCUUGUGAACGCUGUCAUAGCCAUGAUAUAACACUUUCUUUCUUUAAAUUAUAAAACACUGACGGAGUUUAUAACAACCAAUAUCUGCAUAAUGUUAGACCUUUAAUGUAGUGGUAGAGUUGGGCUUGCACAUUGAUUCUCCAACACAUACCUUUUAUUUGUUAACAAUGUUCUGAUCAAUUAAUGUUUGGAUUGAUUGAAACUUUGCUAACCAAUAAAGUUAUGUCUGUGUGGACACUUUUUAUUUUAUAUAUAUAUUUUAUUUCCAUGUAGAUUUUUUUCCAGCCCUGUACCCCAUGAAAGUGAUGUGACCUCAUGCUAUUAAAGCUUGUGGCAUGCCCUGUAGUUUCAGGUGAAGCGUUAUUAGUGGUUGGAUUGAUUUGGUGAUAAGUUGGCCUGACAUGCUGAUCUAGGGUCAGUUUAGCGUUUACCCCCUUAAUGUUUGAGGUUAGGAUUUGGAGAGGGUAACCUGAUCCUAGAUCUGCCUGAAGGAAACUUUGACCCACAGCAGAAUGUUUGAACGGUUUUUUUUCACAUUUGUGUUGUAUAGUCACAUUUUAUAUUCUGUUUCUAUGACUAGCUUAGUCUGGGACUUGUCAGAAGGAAGCGUCUCAUAUCGGUUUUUACCCAUGGAAUUAAAAUGAGUUAAAAUGACACAGGUCUGAAAAUCAACUCGAUUUCUCAAUCGCCCACCCAAAAUGGUGGCAACAUUUUGAACUUGCCAUUUUUGCAUUUCUGGAACAGCUGAGGUUCACUGACCAGUAUAUUUAACAUUUCAAAUGGUACAUCAAAUAUGGCUGCUGGAGCACGCACCCACUGCAAGACAUUUAGUGGAGUCCAAUUUUCUACCCUUCUCCUGAAGUGUGUACUCGUUCACUCACCCUCAUGGAUUUAAAUGGAACUUAUUGGGAGUGGAUUAGGGUGGAAACUUCCUCCAGACAUUUUUCUACCAAUCCAAUGCACACAUCUGGGUGAGGUGUAGAAUCUGAAUCGCAAUAUUCAAUUCUACUCAUUCGAAUUCUAUAAUGUUCCCACUCUCUUGCUAGUUGCUACUCAUUGUAAAGGAAACAAUCAUGCCAUUAUUAUUUCUAACUGUUAUUGUAAUCUUUCCUUGUCAGUAUGUGCAUGUCUUAGCGUCCACUUACCUGUAUAUUAUCUUCUAUUCACAUUGUUUAUAGAAGCCAUUUUCUUUAGAUAAAUAAUUUUCUUGUAUCAAAAGCUUAUUUUAAUUUUUUUUUUUUUAAGAAAGUGUCAAAUUUUAAUGUUACUUUUUGUAAAACCUUUUUUCAAAUGGAUCAUAAUUAAAGCCUGAAUCCUUCCAAUGACA
Molecule: messenger RNA, 3955 nt
Organism: Oncorhynchus mykiss (rainbow trout)
Lineage: Eukaryota; Metazoa; Chordata; Actinopteri; Salmoniformes; Salmonidae
Product: transcription factor Sp3
Biological process (GO): regulation of transcription by RNA polymerase II
Molecular function (GO): DNA-binding transcription factor activity, RNA polymerase II-specific; RNA polymerase II cis-regulatory region sequence-specific DNA binding
Source: RefSeq, a predicted model, not a curated record